AUGCCCAUCACACUUGGAGAUAUUCCCCAACAACCUCGUGACGAGGCCUUCGCUUUGACCGCGGAUUUCAAGGCAGAUAAUCAUCCCAAUAAGGUCAGCCUUAGUGCAGGAGUCUACAGGGAUGGAGACUCCAAACCGUGGGUUCUAUCAAGUGUGAGAGAGGCGAAAAGGAUUCUACAUGAAACAACCGAUCUAGAUCACGAAUAUCUUCCUAUACAAGGAUUAGACUCAUUCCUCGAUGCGGCAAAGGAUCUGAUUCUCGGAAAGGAAGCCGCAGCCACUGCCAAUGCUGUCUCUUUACAGACAAUAUCAGGCACAGGAGCCAACCAUGUAGGGGCUGCUUUCCUUGGCCAAAAGCUCCAGCCCAAGAACGUAUUCAUCUCUGAUCCCACUUGGAGCAACCAUCAUCUUGUCUGGACGGUGGGCGCGCCGAAUGUCACGCAACGGAAAUACCCUUAUUACGACUUCUCCAACCACACCCUCGACUUUGACGGCAUGAUGUCCACUCUCGAGGCGGAGGCCGAAGAGAAUGACGUUGUGAUUCUGCACGCAUGCUCUCAUAAUCCAACGGGAGCUGACCCAUCACGAGAGCAAUGGCAAUCUCUUGCAAGGUUGUUCAAGCAAAAGAAGCUGUUCGCCUUCUUCGACUCGGCAUACCAAGGCUUUGCAACCGGAGAUGUGGAGGCGGAUGGCUGGGCAGUUCGCCACUUUCAGCAGACUCUGUUCGGUGAAUGUAGCGCGGAAGAAAACCCCUCUUCUGCUCCUCCUGGCAUGUGCAUCGCUCAAUCGUUUGCCAAGAACUUUGGCCUUUAUGGCGAGCGCGUUGGCGCUUUCCACCUCAUUCUACCAAGACAGACCCAAGCUGAUGGUGCUAAAAGCGAGCUGCUCCGCCUAGUUCGUGCCGAGAUCUCCAAUCCUCCUCUCUUCGGGGCCCGGAUCGUACAGACCGUACUAUCAGACGCCAAGUUGAGGGCUAUGUGGGAGAAUGAUCUGCGAGUGAUGUCCAGUCGAAUCACGAAGAUGAGGUCUCUCCUCAGGCAAGCCAUAGAGGAAGAUCCGAAUUCAGGAGACUGGAGCCGCCUGGAGUCACAGAUUGGAAUGUUUACUUUUACCGGCCUGAGCGAGAAUCAGGUUUUGAGGUUGAGGGAAGUCCACCACAUUUAUUUGAUGAACAAUGGGCGUAUAAGUCUAAGCGGUGUGAAUGAGGGCAAUGUGAAAUACAUCGCGGAGGCAUUUAAUGAAGUUUCAAGGCAAUAG
This is a messenger RNA of Clonostachys byssicola, 1257 nucleotides long. The record is from the annotation of a GenBank genome assembly. Lineage: Eukaryota; Fungi; Ascomycota; Sordariomycetes; Hypocreales; Bionectriaceae.